Rhizophagus irregularis DAOM 181602=DAOM 197198 is the source of this 2292-nucleotide messenger RNA. RefSeq lists its product as uncharacterized. Gene Ontology annotation, cellular component: membrane. Lineage: Eukaryota; Fungi; Glomeromycota; Glomeromycetes; Glomerales; Glomeraceae. Gene Ontology annotation, molecular function: L-amino acid transmembrane transporter activity. The record is from RefSeq and is a predicted model, not a curated record. Gene Ontology annotation, biological process: amino acid transmembrane transport.
UUUUUUUCAAAAAAAAAAAUCGUUUCUUUUUUUUCUUAGAAAAAAAAAAGCUUCUUAUUUCAACGAAAUUUCUUUUUAUGUUUAUUAUAAGAAUUUUUUAAGCGAAACGAAAAAAUGUCUAUACCUACACAAGAAAAUAUGGCUCAAAUGGAGAGGGAAACGAAUCAAGUGAUAGAACCAUCAUUAUCAUCUCCUUCAAAAUUAUCAUUGAUAGAUGAUCAACUGAACAGUCAGAAUGAACUUUUAGGUGUAGUUUAUGGUAUUGGUAUGAAUGUAAAUAAUGUAAUCGGUUCGGGGAUCGUCACUUCUCCCGGUAUUAUUUGGAAAGCUGUAAAAUCUCCUGGGAUCGUAUUAUUAUUAUGGAUAAUUGGUGGAAUUGUUAGCAUGUCUGGUUCUUUAUCUUAUGUUGAACUUGGUGUUAUUCAUAAAAUAAGUGGUGGUGAAACGAAAUAUUUACAAACUGCUUAUCCAACUCCAAAAAAUAUGAUGAGUUAUCUUUUUAGUUUUAUGUUUAUUUUUGCAAUUCGACCUGGUCUUAUAAGUGCUGUUUUACAAUCUGCUGCUCAAUAUUUUUGGUUUACUAUUAAAGGUUAUCGUUAUGAUCAAGAUAUAUUAGAGCAAGAUACUAGUGGUUGGAAUCUUCCUUUUUCUCCAUUUUGGUCUAUAAAAUUAAUGGCUGUUGCUUUAUUAUUUAUUAUAACUUUAUAUCAUAUGCUCAGUAAUAAAUGGGCAAAUUAUAUAAAUCAAACUCUUGCUGUCAUAAAAUUAACUACUUAUUCAAUUAUUGCAUUAGCUGGAAUUGUUAAAUUGAUUUCAAAUUGGCCUGAAAGUAAAAGAAAUUGGCAAACUCCAAUAACUGGAACUACCGAUGUUAAAGAUUAUUCUACUUCAAUUUUAUUGAUUAUGUUUAGUUAUAAUGGAUGGAAUAGUUUAAAUUAUUCUCUUGAUGAAUUUAGAAAGACGGAGAAGAAACUUAUUUUUAGUAAUAGUAUCAGUGUUGGAAUUGUUAUAGUUGUUUACAUUCUUGUAAAUAUAGCAUUUAUUUCCGUUGUACCAGAAGAUUAUAUAGUAAAGAAUAAGAUAAAUGAAACUAUAGCAGCAACAUUUUUUAGUAUAUUAUUUGGGGAAUCAAUUGAAACUUCUAACAAUACUGUUGCAAGAAUUUUUACAGGUUUAAUUGUAUUAUCUGUAAUGGGUACUGCAGCAGCUGAUAUUUGGAGUGGUUCAAGAGUUAUUGUUGCUGCUGCAAAAUCUAAUUUUUUUCCUAUUUAUUCUUAUGAAUUAAGAAGUUGGAAUUAUUAUUUUAAUACUCCUAUUAAUGCUUUAUUGGCUCAAUUUGUUUGGUGUACAUUAAUUAUAUUCUUUGUUGGUAGUAGUUUUACUUUAACAAGUUUUACUUUAUUUUCAACUUUUUCAAUGUAUAGUUAUUGGAUUUUUUAUUUCGCUACUGGUAUAGGUUUAUUGUUGAUUCGAAGAAGAAAUAGUAAAAACAAAGGAUAUCAUGAUGAAGAAAGUUCAUUAAAUACAAAUAAUAAUAAUAAUGAUAAACUUUAUAAAGUACCAUUAUUUGUAGCAAUAAUAUUUAUUUUAGCAGGAUUAUUUAUUUUAACAUUUUCUUUCGUUGUUAAUGAUAAAUGUCCUAUAGAAAUUCAACUUGAUACUACAACUUCAUGCGAUGAUUAUUCAAAAAAGCAAAGGAUACAAAAAUUAUCUCCUAUACUUAUGAGUUAUGGAUUCUUUUUUAUUGCUAUAACAUUUUGGUAUUUCUUAUAUUAUUGGUGGAAUACUUAUAAAAGAGAAAAAAGUAGAAAAUUAUCUUUUGAAUCAGAAAAAAAUUUGGAACUUGAUGUUAGAGAUUUUGAUGAUCAUAAUAAUUAUGAUAAAAAUGAAAAAGACGAUAAAGAUGAUGUUGAUAAAGAUGAUGAAUUUAAAAGUUUUGAUGAUGAUUAUAAAAAAUUUAAUCAAGAAAAAUCAAAUGAAGAAAUUAUUUUAAAUAAUAAUAAUAACAACAAUAUUAUUGUUAAUAAUAAUUAUAAUAAUAAUUAUAAUGAUAAUUAUAACAACAACAACAACAAUAAUAAUAAUAAUAAUUAUAACAACAAUAAUAAUUAUUAUAAUAAUAAUCAAAAUAAUAAUGAAAUUGAAAUAUUUGAUUUUAGUGAAGGACCUUCAAGACCUUCAAAUAAUUCAAUUUCACAAUUUGGUAAUAAUUAUAGUCAACAUUCUUUAAGUCAACAAUCUUCUUUAAAUCGAAAAAAUCGUAAUAAUAAUAAUUUAUCUAUUCAACCGUAA